This is a messenger RNA of Hyposmocoma kahamanoa, 742 nucleotides long. RefSeq lists its product as uncharacterized. The coding region runs from base 6 to 512 and encodes 168 amino acids. The record is from RefSeq and is a predicted model, not a curated record. Gene Ontology annotation, biological process: spliceosomal complex assembly; spliceosomal snRNP assembly. Gene Ontology annotation, cellular component: SMN complex; nucleus. NCBI's taxonomy places the organism in Eukaryota, Metazoa, Arthropoda, Insecta, Lepidoptera, Cosmopterigidae. The transcript has 2 exons.
CAAAGAUGGCCCAAUGCUUAGACCCGACGACCUCAAAAGGGAACUACAAAACGUUGGAAGAAGACCCUGAAUAUUUGCUCCAGCUGAUAAAUAAAUACGUAAGAGUCCUUGUACUCAAGAAUAUUUGCUUUAAUGGAUUCGUACAUUCUAUAGAUCCAAUAACGUACAGCAUCAUCCUGUCGGUUCCACAAGAAGAUACAUUCCAAACAACUCUCAUACCAGGCCAUGCUAUUGUAGAUGUCAUAGAAAUUCCAGUAGAAACGCAGGUGCCAUCACGAAGAAUCUCCAGUUGUGAAAAGCAAGACGAUGAAAAAUCCAGAAAGAAUAAACUAAUAUCUUGGUUCAAAAAGAAUCUUCUUCCAGUCUCAGUGGAAGCAGAUAACAUUGUCGUUGCAACAGCAAAAGUGUUACCACCUUAUAAUGUUUUAGAUAUUUACGCAGAAAACCCAACUAUAGCUCGACAGAUAAGAAAAAUUAUGUCUAUGAUGCCAGAAAAUUUUGCACCUACAUGACUGUGCAUUUUUUCCAAGUCAUUUUAAUGUAAAUUACUGUCAUAGAAUGAUAUUCUAUGCAAGUCUUUUUUGAUUUUCAUAGACAUAUAUUUGCACUUGGAACCUAAAAUUUAUUUCAUUAGUGUUGAGUCUUGGAACAAUUUUUGAAAAAUUAAUAUUUUAUUUAUUCAUACGACGAGGCUAUAACGAAACUGGUUCGUUCUGUGGUUUAGUUGGCAUAGCAUAGCACC